AAUUUGAAAAAAAAAACAUAUUUUUUUUUCGUUCUCCUCUCUCUAUCUCUCUCUCUCUUUUUCACUUUUUUUUCUUCUUUUUUUUUACGACUAUGGCAGAAGAACAUAACUGGAAGUUUGCACAGUGUUUUGGUGACAAGGGGGACUCUGACGAUAUCACUGACGCUGAUAUUAUCUCCACUGUUGAAUUUGAUCAAACUGGUGACUAUCUUGCCACUGGUGAUAAAGGUGGACGCGUUGUCUUGUUUGAAAGAAACGAAACUAAAAAAAACUGUGAAUAUCGCUUUUAUACCGAGUUUCAAUCCCAUGAAGCAGAAUUUGAUUACUUAAAGAGUUUGGAAAUUGAAGAAAAGAUCAACAAGAUCAAAUGGUACAAAAGACAAAAUUCAGCUCAUUUCUUGUUAUCCACUAAUGAUAAAACAAUCAAACUUUGGAAAGUGUUUGACAAGUCUUUGAAAUUAGUGGCUGAAGACAAUCUCAGUCCUAAUGAUAGUCCUGUCAACACGCUUCGUUUACCUCGAUUGACACAUCAUGAUACCAUUGUUGCUGCUGUUCCUAGGAGAGUCUAUGCAAAUGCUCAUACUUAUCAUAUCAAUUCUAUAUCCAUCAACUCGGAUCAUGAAACCUAUAUUUCUGCUGAUGACCUAAGAAUCAACCUUUGGAAUUUGGAUGUCUCUAACCAGAGUUUCAACAUUGUUGAUAUUAAGCCUGCUAAUAUGGAAGAGUUGACUGAAGUUAUUACAGCUGCUGAAUUCCACCCUCAGCAAUGUAAUAUGUUUAUGUACAGUUCGAGCAAGGGCACAAUCAAGUUGAGUGACAUGAGAGAAUCUGCAUUAUGUGACCGUCAUGCUAAAGUGUUCGAGGAAGCUGAAGACCCUGCUCAUCGCUCUUUCUUUUCUGAAAUCAUUUCUUCUGUCUCUGAUAUCAGCUUUAGUCAUGAUGGUAGAUACAUUCUUUCUCGAGACUACCUUACUCUCAAGAUUUGGGAUAUCAACAUGGACAACAAACCUGUACAGACCAUCAAUAUUCAUGAUCAAUUGAGAGCUAGAUUAUGUGAUUUGUAUGAAAACGACUGUAUCUUUGACAAGUUUGAAUGUACUUUUAGUGGUGAUGAUAGUCAUGUCAUGACAGGUUCUUAUAACAACACAUUCCACCUGUAUGAUCGCGAAGGUAAAUCAAACAUUACACUUCAAGCAGAUAAGAGUGCUUUCAGAUCCAAACGUCUUGGUGGCUCAAAGAACAAGAUGAUGGCAAGAAACCCUGCACCUAAUGCGGAUAACAUGGACUUUAACAAAAAGAUUUUACAUUCUUCAUGGCAUCCUCGAGAAAAUACAAUUGCCAUUGCUGCUACCAACAAUUUGUUUAUUUUCACUGGCGAACAAUAACAAUCAUACUACUAAUAAAAAAGACCUCAUUUUACAUAUAUAUAUAUAUAUAUAUAUAUAUAUAUACAUACAUG
Gilbertella persicaria is the source of this 1459-nucleotide messenger RNA. Its product is annotated as protein phosphatase PP2A regulatory subunit B. Gene Ontology annotation, molecular function: protein binding; protein phosphatase regulator activity. The record is from RefSeq and is a predicted model, not a curated record. The transcript is spliced from 8 exons. Gene Ontology annotation, biological process: peptidyl-serine dephosphorylation. Gene Ontology annotation, cellular component: cytosol; protein phosphatase type 2A complex. Bases 93 to 1385 code for a protein of 430 amino acids. Lineage: Eukaryota; Fungi; Mucoromycota; Mucoromycetes; Mucorales; Choanephoraceae.